Strongylocentrotus purpuratus (purple sea urchin) is the source of this 1632-nucleotide messenger RNA. Its product is annotated as tryptophan--tRNA ligase, cytoplasmic. Gene Ontology annotation, molecular function: ATP binding; tryptophan-tRNA ligase activity. The transcript is spliced from 10 exons. Gene Ontology annotation, cellular component: cytoplasm. Lineage: Eukaryota; Metazoa; Echinodermata; Echinoidea; Camarodonta; Strongylocentrotidae. The record is from RefSeq and is a predicted model, not a curated record. The coding region runs from base 240 to 1457 and encodes 405 amino acids. Gene Ontology annotation, biological process: tryptophanyl-tRNA aminoacylation.
UGAUAGAACUAGUAGCAGUAUAAGUUGCUUGGUUACAUAUUAAAGCGUAUGCUCUUACGAAUCGUUGCAUUAUCUUUUACGCGUGCCUCACAUUAUGCAUUAAUAUUUAACCUCGACAUAUUACUACUGCCGCAGUAUCGGGUAAACCGUCGAGCAGUACGCGUCAGGGAUUCAAUCGCUGUUGUCUGAGAAAAGUUGAAUUGUCGAUUUAGUAGAUUGCAGAGGGGGAAAGAAAAAUAAUGGCAGAGAAGAAAAAGCUUCGUGAGUCUGAGGACGCUGAGCCUGAACAAAUAGUGGAUCCAUGGAAAGUAGUCACCACAUCGGAUAAAGGGGUGGACUAUGAGAAGCUCAUCAGGCAGUUCGGUAGUGAGCGCAUCGAUGAGGCGAUGUUACAGAGAUUUGAGGCUGUGACGGGGCAUAAGCCGCAUCGCUUUCUCAGGCGAGGAAUAUUCUUCUCCCAUAGGGAGCUGAAUCUCAUUCUGGAUUUGUACGAAGCGAAGAAACCUUUCUUCCUUUACACCGGUAGAGGGCCCUCUUCAUCGUCGAUGCAUGUCGGCCAUCUCAUUCCUUUCAUCUUCACCAAGUGGCUGCAAGAUGUUUUCGACGUCCCCCUCGUUGUCCAGAUGACUGACGAUGAGAAGUUUCUGUGGAGAGAGUUAGAAACACCCGACGUCGCCCAGGAGCUCGCCUACCAGAACGCCAAGGAUAUCAUUUCCUGUGGGUUUCAUAAGGAUAAGACCUUCAUCUUCUCGAACAUUGACUACAUCACGUCCUCUCCUGCUUUCUAUAAGAACAUGUUAAAGGUCGAGAAGUUGGUGACCUUCAAUCAGGUCCGAGGGAUCUUCGGAUUCAACGAAAGUGAUGCCAUUGGCAAGAUCAGCUUCCCAGCGAUUCAGGCGACACCAUCCUUCAGCAACUCGUUCCCUGAGAUAUUCGGGGACGCUUCAGACGUCCCCUGUUUGAUCCCAUGUGCCAUUGAUCAGGACCCAUACUUUAGGAUGACCCGUGACGUAGCACCGAAGCUGGGUUACUUGAAGCCCGCCCUCAUUCACUCAACGUUCUUCCCAGCGCUUCAGGGAGCUCGGACCAAGAUGAGCGCCAGUGAUAAAACAUCAUCCAUCUUUCUCACCGAUUCACAAGAAGACAUCAAGAACAAGAUCAAUAAAUACGCGUUCUCGGGAGGUGGAGCCACGGAGAAGGAGCACCGGGAAAAUGGAGGCGACUGUGAAACCGACAUCUCAUAUCAAUAUCUCAGCUUCUUCCUCGAGGACGACGAGCGAUUGGCCUACAUCAAAAAAGAAUACAGCAGUGGUAGGAUGAUGACCGGUGAACUCAAGAAAGAACUUAUCGUCAUCUUACAGUCGAUCAUCGGUGAUAUCCAGAAAAAGCGGAAGGCUGUAACCGAUGACCUACGACGUCACUACAUGACCGCAAGAAAACUGAACCAUAAGGCUUAAAACAAUGAUUGAAUACGUUUGAUUUCGAUUGACAUGAUAAUAUAUUUAUAUUGCAGUUUGCACAGAUAAUACUGAAGGUUGAGUUCUGAAAAAGGGGGAAAUGUUAGCACGGGGGAGUAUCAUAUAAACAGAAAAGAUCACUUGUAAAUGACUGCUCUUUAAAUGCCUUUCAUAU